Molecule: messenger RNA, 1496 nt
Organism: Closterium sp. NIES-67
Lineage: Eukaryota; Viridiplantae; Streptophyta; Zygnematophyceae; Desmidiales; Closteriaceae
Source: the annotation of a GenBank genome assembly
AUUGACCUCCAUUCCAUCUGCCUCUCCCAUCACACAACCUUCCGGGUCACUCGAGCAGCACUACACUCCCAGGGUAACUAGCGUUAAUCCUCAGGCUGCUACUUAGUAACUUUCUCCUAUGGCCACCUCGUGCCAGCCGCGAUUGCGUAGCUCACACCGCCUUUCUUUCGGUCCAUCGUUACUAAUCCUGUCUCGCGUCGUCGCGGCGCUGCUAUGCGUGCUCGUCCCCGCAGUCACGUCGCUCGCUCCGAAACCUAAGCAAGAGCUCUGCGACCUGUCCCGCGGCGCAUGGAUGCGCUCCCCGCGCCGCUUCCCGCGCUACACCACAGUCGCGGGCCGCCCGUCGACGUGUCCGUUCGUGCGGUCGUCGUACGCGUGCGAGCGCAACAACCGGCCAGACCUGCGGUACCGCGAGUACCGGUGGCAGCCGUUCGACUGCCCCAUCAGCUACUUCUCCCCCUCGGGCUUCCGCUUCCUCAUGCGCAACCGGCGCAUGCUGCUGGUGGGCGACUCGAUGAUGUCGAACCUCUUCGAGGCGCUGCUCUGCUCCAUCAGCAGCGCCGGCUACGACGGACAGCCCUUCAAGCGCAAGACGAAAGGCGAGUGGAGCAUCAAGGGAGUGCGCUUCCCGGCGUUCUCCUUCUCCCUCGAGUACUACUUCUCGCCCUACAUUGUGCGCGCCAGUCGCCGCUCCAUCCGCAACGGAGUGACGGGCAAAGGCGGGCACGGGUUUGACGUGUAUGUGGACGAGAUGGACCCGGUGCUGGAGCACGUGAUGACCAACUACAGCACCGUCGUCUUCCACUCAGGCGUGUGGUGGCUGCAGAACGUGCCGCGCCGCACGGUGCCGAAUCUCUUCUUUGCCGGUGGGACACAGCGGAACCUAACCAACAUCGCAGCACACACAUGGGCCCUGUCCACUGUGCGCUCCUUCGUCAAGAAGAUCGACUACUCGGGAGUCCCAUUCUUCCUCUCCUUCUCUCCAAAGCAUGCGGGCGCUGGCGAAACACAACCCGGGGUUGAAGGAAGCGGAGGAGGUGCAUGGGUGGGUGCUUGUGGUGCUCACGUGCCUGCCUCAAGCACCUUUGUGCACUCAAGGUACUCAGACUCUUUGGACACCGCAGAAGAGUAUGCGGCUGCGCAGAAGAGUGUGUUCCAGGGUUCGCCAGUUCGCUUCCUGGAUGUCACAGGCAUCAGUGCCUUGCGGCCAGAUGCACAUCUAGGGGUAUGGUGGCACUCUAGAGACCAGUCUGGACCAAACUCACCCCAGGAACAAGGGGAGUUGCCAUUUUCCGGGGACUGCACGCAUUGGUGCCUGCCUGGCGUACCGGACAUGUGGGUGGACGUGAUGUACACCCACAUGAUACUCGAACCAAGCCUGUUUUAGAAAGUAAAAAACUGAGCACGCACACGCAUCAAAGCUUGCCUGAGAGCAGCCUCCAUUGAUUCUAACAUCGACUCCUUGUUUCUAACAACACACUGCUAAUUUUCAGGCG